Molecule: messenger RNA, 966 nt
Organism: Effrenium voratum
Lineage: Eukaryota; Dinophyceae; Suessiales; Symbiodiniaceae
Source: the annotation of a GenBank genome assembly
AUGGAGAAGCGGCUCCGCGGGAAGCUUGCCAGAACACAAGUUCUGAGGCCAUGGGAUUUUUUCCAAGUCUUGCGAAGACACCCGAGCAUCGAGACCUACAACGACCUCAUUGUCUGGGCGCAGUCCCAGCAGAAGCACGGGGUGCCUCAAUACUUGGAGUUUAUGACCAGGCAAGGUGGCAAGAUGUCUGGGCUCUUCAAGGCAUGGAAGCAGCUCAUGGCUAAGCCUGUGAGCCAAAAGUCGCAACGGGAGGAGCGAUUGGCUUCAAGGCAGGCGCCCUGUUCUUGCACAACGCCAGGCCGCUUGAGGUCUGGCCUGGAUGCCUUGAUGGAGCUGCACGAGAAGGAUGGUGAGAGGUUUGGCUACUUCGUCAAACGGCUUAUCCGCAUUGGGACAGCGGCCAAGAAUUGCAACAUCUUGCUUUGCGGGGCUUCCAAUGCGGGGAAGACUGCCCUCACAAGGCCGUUGAUGGCUAUGUUUUCUCACCGCUGCUGGAUGCGUCCUAACAAGGGCGACACGUUCCCCUUAGAGUCGUUGCAGGACAAGCUGAUCAGCUGCUGGCAGGAUUGGAGGCAAAAUUCCUGCCCGGUGGCCUGGGACACCCUGCUCUUGCUUCUGGAGGGCGAAGCUGUGGUAGCUGCUUGCAAGGGCUCGGCGUCGGUGGUCAUUUCCGAGCCGCCGCCUUUUCUCAUCACGUGCCAGGAGCGCGUUGUGCCGCUAGAUGCGAACGGUCGCCCCAAUGUUGCCGAGAAGGAUGCCUUUCACAAUCGGUUUGCCUUGCGGUGGCAUCUGAAAUGCAGCAUUCCGUCUUCAAUGAAGGAUUCGCAAAUGAAGAUGUGCUACCGCUGCGUGCGUUGCUACUCAGACUGGGUGGAUGAGAAGCACGCUGCCUAUGCAGAGAAGGCCCCGGACAUCGAGGCAGAGACUGCAGCGCUGGAAUCGGCCAUCUGCAGGGUGCCCGCUUGA